This is a messenger RNA of Megalops cyprinoides (Indo-Pacific tarpon), 903 nucleotides long. It is a transcript of the gene bbip1, whose product is annotated as BBSome interacting protein 1. The record is from RefSeq and is a predicted model, not a curated record. Lineage: Eukaryota; Metazoa; Chordata; Actinopteri; Elopiformes; Megalopidae. Gene Ontology annotation, cellular component: BBSome. Gene Ontology annotation, biological process: cilium assembly; receptor localization to non-motile cilium. The transcript has 3 exons. Bases 210 to 425 code for a protein of 71 amino acids.
UCGAGGUAGUAGCUAAGCGGAUUCAGCGUCUCGGUAACUAGCUGGCUAACAUUAGCCGUCCAGCUAGGUAGCAAACUCCCAGCAACCUAAACCUGCGGUUCGCAGAAAGAUAAACUACAUCUUGCAAGAUUUUCAAACCUUCUUGGUGCUGAGUACCUAAACGUACGAUCGAGGUCCAGCUAGCUAGCAAGCUAACUGCUUGACAGAACAUGCCCGAAGUCAAGUCAAUGUUCAGAGAAGUUCUUCCCAAACAAGGGCAGCUGUCCAUGGAGGACGUGCCCACCAUGGUCCUCUGCAAGCCGAAGUUACUGCCUCUGAAGUCCGUCACGCUGGAGAAGCUGGAGAAGAUGCAGCAGGAGGCGCAGGAGGCCAUCCGGCAGCAGGAACUGGCGCAGAGAGAGAAGCAGGAGUCCACAGCAGGGUGACUGGCGUGGCCAUGGCUCCUGCGUGACAGACGAUGGAAGCACACACUCCCCACAAUCACAACCUAAUAUUCUAACAUAUCACAGUAGUUUGUGUUAACUACGAAAGGUGCGACCGCCUGGUCUGUGCGAGCAUACAGUAGCCAUCAGGUUGAGCAUGUCGUGGUCUGUAGCUGUAGUCUUGAAUGUACAUUUUGUUCUUUAUUUUAUUACUAUAAUUUAGGUAAUCUGUAAGUGAUGUUGGUAUUGGCAGUAACCAAAGGUCAACAGAAUCAGUUUCCUCCUGGACAGGUCCAAAAUUAUAUCCGAGACAUAGCUUUGUCACUCCCAGCCCUGUUUAGCUGGAUUCAAAAAUAUACAAACAGUACAGUUUGCAGCACACCUCAUCACAUUAUUUGAAAUACUGUGAGAUUAAGGCAUCUUUAAUAUUUCCUUUGUACAGUGACAUUUUUGGGACAUGUAUUUUAAUGAUUAAAGCAGU